Messenger RNA from Chenopodium quinoa (quinoa), 1527 nucleotides. RefSeq names its product naringenin,2-oxoglutarate 3-dioxygenase-like. The transcript has 3 exons. The record is from RefSeq and is a predicted model, not a curated record. The coding region runs from base 198 to 1316 and encodes 372 amino acids. Lineage: Eukaryota; Viridiplantae; Streptophyta; Magnoliopsida; Caryophyllales; Amaranthaceae.
UUUUUUUUUUUUUUUGUUUGAGGAAUUCCACAUAAUUAAUAAUACAUCUACUUUUCAAUUAUCUUGGGCUAAUAACAGGACUUCCUCAUCUAUUUAAGAGCUCAAUUAUAUUGUUACUAUUGUCCAUACUCAAUUACCUAAGUCACGUAUCUUAGUGAAAUUGUGAGAGUACAUAGUGUAAGAUUGAGUGAGAGGUCAUGAGUUUAAUUCCUACACUAACAUCCCUAGUUAAGGAUGGUAAAUUUCAAAAUGAUUUCAUCAUGGACGAAGAUGAACGUCCUAAGGUUGCAUAUAACCAAUUUAGCAACAUAAUCCCGGUGAUCUCUCUCGAUGGAAUUGAGGAUGACACACCGGGAGGACAAAGGGAGGUUAUACGCAACCAAAUUGCUAAAGCUUGUGAGGAAUGGGGGUUGUUUCAAGUGGUGAAUCACGGUGUUGAUCUUAAACUUGUGCAUGAUAUGGCUAGCUUGUCUAGGGCAUUCUUUGCUUUGCCUGAUGAAGAGAAACUUAGGUUUGAUAUGAGUGGAGGCAAAAAAGGUGGUUUUAUUGUAUCUAGUCAUAUACAGAAUGAAAUAGUAGCAAAUUGGCGGGAAAUGGUAGCUUUCGUUCCAUACCCAAUAAAAGAGAGGGACUACUCAAGGUGGCCCGAUAAGCCCAAAGAAUGGCGGGCCGUAACGGAACUCUAUACAGAGAAGAUGAUGGGCCUUGCAAUCCAACUUUUAGAGGUUUUGUCCGAGGCAAUGGGUCUUGAAAGGCAGGCCAUGACAAAGGCCUGUAAAGAGAUGGCCCAGAGGAUGGCAGUGAACUUCUACCCAAAAUGCCAUGAGCCCAGUCUUGCAAUUGGGCUUAAAAGACAUACUGAUCCAGGUACAAUUACUUUGUUGCUACAAGACCAUGUUGGUGGGCUUCAAGCUACUAAUGAUGGUGGUCAGAAUUGGAUCACAGUCCAGCCCAUUGAGGGUGCAUUUGUUGUCAACCUUGGUGACCAUGCACAUUAUCUUAGCAACGGAAGAUUCAAGAAGGCAGAUCAUCAAGCAGUUGUGAAUUAUGACCAUAAUCGAUUGUCGAUCGCGACAUUCAUCAAUCCAGAUCAAGAAGCAAUUGUGUAUCCUUUGAAGAUCGAGGAGGGAGAUAAGCCAAUUUUAGAAGAGGCCAUUACAUUUGCUGAGAUGUACAAGAGACAUUUUGUUAAACACCUCGAGCGAGGCAAGGCCAAGAAAUUAGCUAAGGAAAAAAUACUUCGGAAAGAGGAAUUAGAGAAGAUGCUUCAAAAUUCAGGGGAAAAUGUUAAAUCCAUGCAAGAGUUACUUGCAUAGUUUCUUUCAAGAGAAUUAAGUUACUUGCAAGAGUUACUUGCAUGUAUAGUUACGUAGUACAAAAUACAAAUUAAUAAAUUAAGUUUUGCUAAAUUAUAGUGAAUAUUUUCAUACAAUAAAGAUGAUGUUUUGUACUCCUACCUAUUUGUAACAUGAUUACAUGAUAUAGUAUGAAGUUAUUUAUAAAAUAAGUUUGAUUUCAAGUUUCAAA